Molecule: messenger RNA, 372 nt
Organism: Tachyglossus aculeatus (Australian echidna)
Lineage: Eukaryota; Metazoa; Chordata; Mammalia; Monotremata; Tachyglossidae
Product: metallothionein-like
Exons: 3
Coding region: 70-261 (63 amino acids)
Molecular function (GO): metal ion binding
Source: RefSeq, a predicted model, not a curated record
CUGUAGCUUGAGCAUAGUUGGCAUCGUCGUUUGAUCCAUUCAGGCAGAACAGCUUCGUGCCCAGCAACGAUGGGCCCUCAGGACUGCGGCUGUGCCACUGGUGGCUCUUGUGCCUGUGCGACAUCCUGCAAGUGCAAAGACUGCCGGUGCACUUCGUGCAAGAAAAGCUGCUGCUCCUGCUGUCCGGCUGGGUGUGCCAAGUGUGCCCAAGGUUGUGUCUGCAAAGAACCCCAGACCGACAAGUGCAGCUGCUGCCAGUGAUGUGGGAACCUCCUUGUAAAUACUACUGUUUCUACAAAUCUGGUUUUCAUUGUGCUGAAAGGUUUUUUUUCUACUUUUCUAUAACGUUAAAUAAAAAUACAAUUACCGAAA